Molecule: messenger RNA, 7955 nt
Organism: Xenopus laevis (African clawed frog)
Lineage: Eukaryota; Metazoa; Chordata; Amphibia; Anura; Pipidae
Gene: megf6.S
Product: multiple EGF-like-domains 6 S homeolog
Exons: 39
Coding region: 910-5763 (1617 amino acids)
Biological process (GO): vesicle-mediated transport; heterophilic cell-cell adhesion
Cellular component (GO): plasma membrane
Molecular function (GO): calcium ion binding; scavenger receptor activity
Source: RefSeq, a predicted model, not a curated record
AUGGGGCCCUGUGAUUUCUGAUGGCGGUCCUGGCAGCAAUAAAAUGCCUCCUUAGCUUUCUUUCUUCUUUAAUGGGUAACAGAUAAUAAUAGCAGCAAGGGAGAGAAAGUGAGGGAUUAAAGUUGUUGGAGGGGGGGAGACGUAUUUGAGGAUGAUGAUGAGAGAGACAAUAGCAGUGAGUGGAAGGAGCUGAUUCUAUACACACACACUAUAUGAAUAACACUGAAAUCUAGGACGUCCCUGGAAAGCCCGAGUCUAUAAAUAUGCACGGAUUCUCUAUUCCUCGGGAGGCUUCUCCGAGCUCCGGCUACAAAAUCCACCCAGAGGAAUUUCUCUUCCUUCCCCGCGUCACUUGCGACUAGAAUUAGCGGCUGAAUAAAGCGCAGCGCGAAUACGCACUGUCUGCAGACUGGAUUGAUGGAGGAUACGCGGCAUCCUACAGGCAGAACAUCCCUAAUUUGUCCUGAGGGGGGUGACCUGUCUGUGAAAUCCCCUCCUCUUCUCUGUCUGCUCACAGGCUCCUGUCGGAGGGGAUUGGACUGAGCUCCUUGUUCUAAUCAUGGGAACUGGAUAAACGCUCACAUCCACCUCUCUGAGCUCCCAAAAAUCCAUCAGCGCUUUGGAUCUCACUGACUGUGAACAACGACAAACAGCUGCACAUUCUACGCUCCAGGCUGCCGGCAACUUUCUCUCAUUGUCAUUUCAACUUGCAGCGACACAAUGACCCUUUCUUCUUCUCCCUGAGACUUUGUCGCGCAGUGUCGCACGCAUGGCUGUACAAGGAGCAGGCUAGCGACACUCACUUCUUCUCGGUGGUUUUUGGAAGAAAGAAAACUUUGGUUAAAAAAAAAAAACAACAAACUGGAAUUUCUCAGUCUUUGUUUGGAACGUGAGUUGAGAAGGUGGAUCAUGUUACCUACAAUGUGCGUCCAGAUGAUGAUGAUGAUGCCUUUUCUACUGCUGCUGCUUCUUCCUCUAGAGAUGUGCUCAGCAACAGAUGGAAUCCACCUUCAGCCCUAUAUGCCCAAUGUGUGUUCAGUGAAAGAGCCGUCCAUAGCAGCCCACAAGCAACCUGUGAUCCAAGCCUUCAGUCGCAUGGUCAAAGUAUGGAAGCAGGGAUGUGCGGGGCAGGUGUGGUGCGUUGGCUAUGAGAGAAGGACGGCAUACUACAUCACGUAUAGAACAGUUUACAGUAUGGAUUAUAAGAGCGUGAACAAGUGCUGCCCGGGAUGGAGCCAACGCAAUGGCGAAACGGGCUGUCAUUACAUGGCCUGCACCACUGGCGUUUGUUUUAAUGGAGGGAACUGCGCUGAUGGAUCCUCUCAGCAGUGUUUUUGUCCAGCGGGAUUUCAGGGGCCACGCUGCCAGUAUGAUGUCAAUGAAUGUGAGAACAAUAAUGGCGGAUGUGACGUGCAGUGUUGCAAUACGAUUGGCAGCUUCUACUGCAAAUGUUCUGAUGGCCACAGCCUAAAAGAAGAUGGGAAGACCUGUCAAGAUGUUGACGAGUGCCAAACCCAUAAUGGAGGCUGCCAGCAGAAAUGUGUCAACACCCCAGGGUCGUAUCACUGUGAGUGCAAACCAGGCUUCCGUCUGCACAUAGACAGCAGGUCAUGCAUACCUGUGUUCUCUUGCUCUGUUGCCAAUGGAGGCUGUGAACAUGACUGUGUGCAGGUUACAGUGGCGCACUACCAAUGUCGUUGUCGGCACAAUUAUCAGCUGAAAGAAGAUGGCAAGCACUGUGAAUUGACCAACCCGUGUUCAUCCAGAAAUGGGGGCUGCAUGCACCAGUGCAACAACGAUGGGGGACUUGUAAGGUGUUCGUGUCACCCAGGAUAUAAACUAUCAGCGGAUGGCAAGUCGUGUGAAGACAUUAAUGAAUGUUUGACUGGCUUGGCCAUGUGUGCACACAGCUGUCUCAACACUCGAGGCUCCUUCCAUUGUGGCUGCAGUCCUGGUUAUGAAUUGGGAGCUGAUGGAAAACAAUGUUACAGGAUCGAGAUGGAGAUUAUUAAUAGCUGUGAAAUCAACAAUGGAGGAUGUUCCCAUCAGUGCAAACACAUCAAUGCUGGUCCUCUGUGCCUCUGCCCCCAAGGGUUUGAGUUAGAUUUGGACGGAAAAACCUGUAUAGACACAGAUGAGUGCACAAAUGGGGCAUCAUGCUGUCAGCAAGAGUGUUCUAAUAACCCUGGGGGUUAUGAGUGUCUGUGCUACCCAGGCUAUAGACUCAACCCAGAUGGAUGUGGAUGUGAUGAUGUGGAUGAGUGCUCCUUGAAUAAUGGAGGUUGUGAACAGCUGUGUGAAAACCUGAUUGGUUCCUUCCAGUGUAGCUGUUCACCUGGGUAUAGACUGGAUGGAGACAGUAAAAGUUGUGUUGCCAUUACUAACCAAGUGGAUCCUGAUCAACGUCCUAUUGUUCGCUCUCUUCCACAAGUCACUUUACUGAGGGAUGAAUUUGCUCAAUUUUUUGAUGACGACUAUGAUGAUGAGGAAGCAGAAGCCAGGGGAGAACAUACCCUCUCAGAAUCAUUUGUUUGUUUUGGUGGCAGCUUUGGCCCUGACUGUACACUAACCUGUGAUGAUUGCAAGAAUAGAGGCACAUGUAAUGAUGAGGAAGAUGGCUGUGUGUGUCAGGAGGGCUGGACAGGACUUAUAUGUAACCAAACUUGCCCUGAAGGAACUUUUGGUCAGAAUUGUAGCCUCAAAUGUAACUGUAAGAAUGGAGCCACCUGUGACCCUAUUACUGGCAAAUGCCGCUGUCCACAAGGAGUCAGUGGAGAAUUCUGUGAGGAAGGCUGCCCAAAAGGAUAUUAUGGAAAGACUUGCAAGAAAAAAUGUAACUGCGCCAGCAAAGGUCGUUGCCAUCGAAUCCAUGGAGCUUGUUUGUGUGACCCCGGGCUCUAUGGACGUUACUGCCAUUUAGCGUGUCCAAAGUGGACAUAUGGACCUGGCUGCUCAGAAGAAUGCCAAUGUGUGCCGAAAAACACCCUAGAGUGUGAUAAAAAGGAAGGCCUUUGCACUUGUAAACCAGGUUUCCAUGGAGAACACUGUCAGAAAAAAUGUGACGUGGGAUUUUAUGGAAUUGGUUGCAAGAGCAAGUGUAGCUGCCCACAUGGUGUACUCUGUGACCACACACAUGGGAAGUGCCAGAAACAGUGCCCAGAAGGACACCAGGGGGAUAACUGUGACCAAGAAUGCCCAGAAGGAACAUUUGGACUGAGCUGUUUAAAGACUUGUGCGUGUGGAGGUGCACCUUGUAAUCACGUCUCAGGGAUGUGCAUUUGCCCUGCUGGAAAAAUUGGGUUAGACUGUGCAAAAGAUUGCCCUGUAGGUCACUGGGGAGCUGGCUGCCAAGAGAUCUGUCCCAUGUGUGAAAACGACGGCAGUUGUAACCCAGCCACUGGAGAAUGUACAUGCGCACCAGGGUAUACUGGCAGCCUUUGCAAAGAAAUUUGUCCUGCUGGUUGGCAUGGCCAAGGGUGCCAGAUGAGAUGUGCCUGUCAGAACAAUGGCCAGUGUGACCCAAUCUCAGGAAGAUGCACAUGCCCCCCUGGAUGGACAGGCCAUAACUGCAGGAGAGCCUGUGAUGCGGGAUACUGGGGAACAGAUUGCCUCAACCCAUGUAACUGCAGCAACAGUGAUGGAAGCUGUGAUUCAGUGACUGGACAAUGCAUCUGUGAAUCAGGAUAUAUAGGGCUGAAUUGUGAUCAAAAAUGUGCCGAGGGCUGGUACGGCUCAGAUUGCAGACACCCAUGUCAGUGUGAUAAUGGUGCAGUUUGUGACCAUGUGAGUGGGGCUUGCACUUGUGCAGCAGGGUGGAGAGGAACAUUCUGUGAGCUACCAUGCCCUGAUGGCUUCUAUGGCACAGACUGUGCAAUCCACUGCCGGUGUUCCAAUGGGGCCCACUGUGAUCAUGUGACAGGAUCUUGCACUUGUCUUGCCGGUUGGACUGGCACUACAUGCAGCCAGAAAUGUCAAGAGAACAGAUAUGGAAAUAACUGCGAGGAAACUUGUAACUGCUUUAAUGGAGCCUCAUGCAACCAUAUCAAUGGGGAGUGUAUGUGCAGCCCUGGUUGGACAGGAAUCACAUGCAGGCAAGCAUGUUCGGAUGGCUAUUAUGGGUUGAAUUGCGUUCAACAGUGUAUCUGCGGAAAUGGAGGAAAAUGUGACCAUGUCAUGGGUCGGUGCAGUUGCCAGAAAGGUUGGACGGGAUUGGCUUGUGAAAUAGAAUGUACACCGGGAACAUACGGGGAUGGCUGCCUACAGAACUGCACUUGCCAAAAUGGAGGAGUUUGUGAGCGGGAGACAGGGCGUUGCAUGUGCCAUGCAGGCUGGACUGGGGAGCUAUGUCAAACAGCAUGUCCGGCUGGAACAUUUGGAGUGAAGUGUGCAGAGAGGUGCAACUGCCGCCAUGGAGUUUCUUGUAACCAUAUUACAGGCAUGUGUGAUUGCUCAGCUGGAUGGAGAGGGAAACACUGUGAUAAGCCUUGUCUCCCUGGGUCCUAUGGAGAAAAAUGUGUGGAACUUUGUACUUGUCCCCAUGGAACAGCUUGUAAUCACAUCACAGGAGAAUGUGGGUGCCCACCAGGAUUUACAGGCAAUGGAUGUGACCAAACUUGCAUUCCAGGCACCUAUGGGCUAAAUUGUGAGAAAGCCUGUCAGUGUCCAGGUGAACAUCAGAACUGCCAUCCAGUGACAGGGGAAUGUGUGUGUGCACCAGGAUACCAUGGAGCAAAUUGUCAACUAAAAUGUUCAAAUGGACUUUAUGGUCCAAACUGCGAGAAACGUUGUAUGUGCAAAAAUGGCGGACACUGUGAGGCUACAACAGGAAUGUGUCACUGUCCAGCUGGUUAUGUGGGGUCUGACUGCAGCACUGUAUGUCCCUCUGGAAGGUAUGGGAAAGGAUGUGCCCAUAUCUGUCGUUGUGGUCCAAGGAGUAGCUGUAAUCAUGUGACUGGAGAAUGCAUUUGCCCCCCUGGAAGGACUGGCCAGAACUGUGGACAUUUGUGCAGUAGAAAUUAUUUUGGAAAAGACUGCAAGCACCGCUGUACUUGUAAGAAUGGUGGAAUGUGUAAUCCAGUUGAUGGUUCUUGUACCUGCGGUCUGGGUUGGCAAGGACCAACUUGCGAAGAAGGGUGCCCUGCUGGCAAAUAUGGGGCUGGCUGCCAAAUGGAGUGUUCUUGUCAGAGCAAUGGCACUUGCGACAUGGUAACAGGAGCUUGUCACUGCUUAAAGGGAUAUUAUGGAACGAAAUGUGAACAUGCCUGUCCACCUGGUUUCCAUGGAGACAACUGUGGGGAAUUAUGCACUUGUGAAAAUGGAGCAACGUGCGACCCUGUCACUGGGAUGUGUCUGUGUCCUGCAGGUUUCUAUGGAGACAAAUGCGAGAAAGGCUGUGAGAAGGGGACAUAUGGAGACAAAUGUAACAGACUUUGUGAAUGUGAAGAAAAUGCCCCUUGUGACUCUGAGACCGGAGAGUGUAUUUGUCCUCCAGGAAGAACUGGUGCCAGCUGUGAUUUAGAAUGCAGGAUCGAUCGCUUUGGCCCCAACUGCACCUUCAGCUGUGAAUGCUCGUGGAAUUCCCAAUGCAAUUCGAUGAAUGGGGGCUGCAUGUGUCUUAAUGGGUUUAUAGGACCAACUUGUCGAGAAGGUGGUCCGCCCCAGCUUACAUCAACUCUGUUCCAAACAUUACUAUAUGCAAAGUCUCAAGCACAGUCCGGAUCCUCGACUAGAUAUCUGAUAAAUGCCAGCAAGCAAAGGCCAUAAAUAGCUUGGAAUAUGUUCAUUACAUAUGGCUACAAAACCACCUAAUGACAUGCAUUCGAUUGUAACAUGCAGUUAAUGCAAACUGUACUGUGCACAAAGUGCCAAACAAACUUUGGAUGAAUUUCUAAAUAAUGACUUGACUAAAAGCAACAUGGAGAUGCACCUGAGAUUCCAUCAGCCCCCAAAAGUGAUAGAAGCACACCAAGCGCUGGCUCCUGCACCUAGAACUGAAAUGCCAAGAGGAAACACCUGCACCAUAAUUCAACAUGGCAUCUUUUAUUAAAAUGGCUUCUAUUCAGGUUUGUACUGUAGACAGUCAAGAAGUAUAGCACUGAUCUCAUUGUGACUCCCUUCUAGUCUUCUGAAAAGAUCCAUACAUAGAAAUAUCUACUACUGAGAAUUUAAAGGAGUAAGUACCAACAGAAUUGCGACUUCUUUUAUGGAAGCUAUAUAAUGUGCUUUGGUAUGUUGCUGACAUCAAGCUGGUUGGAGACUAUUCUCCAUAUAUUAGUGGGCUGGCAAUAACAGCACCCAUCGGCCAGAUGCAGCCUUCCAAUAUAUUAAGGCCCCCAGCCUUCAAUUUCCUUAUAUUCUUGUAUAAUGUAAUCAUAACAGUAUUCACAGGCCUUUGGGGAUCAUCCCACAACAUGGAAUAAGUAGGACAGAACUGCAGGAAUCCUCCUGAACUUUACCUGUUUAAACCUUGGGGCAGUUAGUAUCCAUACCAUUUUAUAUUUUUCUGUAAGGAUAAAUCAAGGAGUGUGUUUUUGUGAUAAUAUUCAAUCAGAAACCACGCAAGAAUAUUUAUUUCAAGAUUCAAAAAGGAAAGGCACAGGAAGAGGAGACCCUUUCCUCAAUGAUAACCAUAUCCUAUUGUUACACCGGUGUAAUGUUGCCAACUUGUGCUUCUUAAUUCCUAUUUACAUUUGGUUUCCAUCUGUUUGCCUGAUCAGGGAAAUAGCCGGCAUAUCUAUUUACAGUAUGUUGCAAUAUUUAGAACCUUUGAGGUGACUUUGUGGUAUCUAUGUACUGUACACGGUGUCUCAUAUGUUACAUGCCAAGCUCUGAAGGAGCUUCUUCAUGUCCAAACAUUGUCAUUAAGGCCCAGUAAGCAAACAAUAACAUCACUGCAGUAUUUACAAUAUUGAUAAUAUUUACACACAGGAAGUUCAGUCCUGAAUUACUACAAUGAGUGAACUGGAAUAACACCAAAUCUCAUAAAAGUGACUACUUGUCUAUGUAAAGACAUGUCCGGGCCUAUUUUACAUGACUUUUUUAGUUCUCCUUUAUAUUAUAUUAUUAUAUUCUGAGGACAACUUACAAUAGGUCUUUUUUGGUAUUUUUUUUUAUGUUUUUUUUUAGCUUUGGUUCAAUUGCUUUAGAAAAAAGUUCCAACUUUCUGGUUGUUAUCCAGGCCAUGGUUUGAACGACAGACUGACCAAUGAAUAGGAGAGGAACUGAACAGCAAGAUAAGUAAUAAAAAGUAAUCAAUUACAUUGUAGCCUUACAGAGCAAUAGGUUUUUUUUAGCUGCUGGGGUCAGUGACCCUCAUUUAAAAGCUGGAAGGAGGUAGAAGAGCAAAUCCAUAACUAUAAAUGAUAAAGAAAUGAAAACCAGUUGAAUAGGCUAGUCUAUAAAAUACUAAUGGUUAACUUCAAGGUGAACUAUCCCUUACAUAUUACUUUUAAUUAUAUACAAGCAAUUAUAUAGAAGCAAUCUUGAAUAAGGCAUGGCCAAAGGCUUCCUACAGUGUGGACCAAUCUUCACAUAUGAGGUCAUUUGCAUACAAAAGUACAAUGUGGAAAGUGCAAUUUUGGAUGCAGUUUGUCAUGUUCUUUCCCAUAAUUUCAUGUUGCAGAGCUGUUUUUCACUUAGUGUGUGUGUGUGUAUAAAUGUUGUCACUUCUGCAGCCCAGGGUCAAUAAUUGUGUUUGUGUGCGACUGGUGAGAUGCAAGUCAGUUGCAUGUGUAGGCUCAAUAGGCUAAGGGAAUAAAUGCAGAUUCAUUUGCACAUGUGCAGUUCAGCAUUUCAGUGCACUGCAAAACCUUGCUGCCUGAAUGAUCCCAUUGCUUUCAAUGGAUUAAAUAAGAUGUUGGAGAGAAGAACACAGAACUGUAAGUACAGUAGAACCCCCAUUUUACGUUUUUCAGGGGACCAGGAAAAUAUUAUGUAAAGUCCGGGAAAAUGUAAAA